Pseudomassariella vexata is the source of this 1824-nucleotide messenger RNA. RefSeq lists its product as uncharacterized. The coding region runs from base 165 to 1367 and encodes 400 amino acids. Lineage: Eukaryota; Fungi; Ascomycota; Sordariomycetes; Amphisphaeriales; Pseudomassariaceae. The transcript has 6 exons. The record is from RefSeq and is a predicted model, not a curated record.
CUCUGCCACACCUGCAUCUACGGGACAGGCAGAUGGUAGGUAUAUGAAUGAUCCAAUAUCCGACUGCCGUAGUCGUUAUGGCCCGUGGAGAACUUUUGACGUGAGUGAGCAAAUGUGAAGCCCUUGUUUUCGUUUUAUCUUUCUUGUGUACAACCGGCUCGUCAAUGAGUCCCGUCACCAUGCUCUCAGCUCCCAAUGCCCAGAGCGGCACAAACUACUGGGAAACUCCCGACUACAAAGGCAACGCGAUACGAGCUGGUGACAUCGUACUUGUCAUUUUGACGGCUUUCUUCGUUGGAAUUCGGCUAUACGUGAGACAGUUUAUGACCAAGUCUCUAAGUUGGGAUGAUGGAAUUGCGGUACUCGCGUUCGGAACCAUCACAACAAUGUCGAUAAUGGACAUUAUCGCUGUCAAUUAUGGCAGCGGAGCACAUAUUGAUCUCGUGCCAGAGCCAUUGGUAGAGAAAUUCCAACAAUCUCUUACUACUCAGGGGUUACUAUUUUACUGGACCGUUGGCUUGGUGCGCCUUGCCACAGCUGUGUUUCUCCCACGCCUUAACAAAGAUAAGUCAUUUAUGAUCCCUGUAUACACCAUAGCCGGAAUUGCGCUUGUCCAUUUGCUCGCCUUCUUUUUCUACGCCCUGACGGGUUGCAAUCCCAUCGGAGAUCAAUGGAAACCGCCCCCAAUGACGGUUGGCCACUGCAGGUCUGCCCAAGCCAACGAUUACAUGAUGUUUGUUCAUUCCAUCACGGGUAUCAUGAUCGACCUCGUCCUGAUAGGCCUUCCCAUCUGGGUGGUUUACGAUAAAAUGAUCUUUUCCCGGAGGAAAUUCCAGGUCAUACUCGUCUUCAGCGUUGGUUUCUUCGCCGCGGCAACAGGGGUUGUGCGACUAUACUUUAUGAAGACUCUAGAUUUCACAGUUGAUCCUACCUACAAGAUGUCUACCGUCGGCCUCUGGACCGUCCUUGAAGGCCACGUCGGCCUCUGGUGCAGCUGCUUCCCCGCUGUCCAACCCGUCAUCCGCAUCAUCUCGUACAAGCUCGGCCUGCGCAGCAAGUUGGCUAGCACCAGCUACGGCGCGAAACCGAGCGGUGAGAAUAAUGCCAGCAGCUCGCGGUCGAGAGGAUACAUCGCGGCGGUUACAGCGGGGGGUAGUAACUCCAAACACCGGUAUCUGCGCAGCGGGAGCGGUAUCGAUGGUGUGGGCAACGAGACGGAUAGCGAGAGCCAAAAGGGGUUCGUCACGAGAGCAGAGGAGAUGUAUGGGCUGGAUGAAAUAUGCAAGCAGACUGUGGUUCGUGUGAGUAUUGAAAGCAGGGCUGUAGACCAACGUGGAGAAGAAUGUGAGGCGGGAAAGCUGCGUUGAGGUUUGAACACUGAAGGCGGUUUGAUGUGGAUAAUUAACUUUUCGGUCAAAUACAGCCUUUGGUUAGUUACACGAAGCCGUGGCUUACAACAUGCUUUUGACUGUAUUGGCGCGGGGGGAAUCUAUUCUAGGCCCACUGAUGUCCUGCCAACCAAGGUAAUGGCAUAUACAUGACUCUUAUAGUACCCCGAGGAUUUGGUUACGGAACAUUGAUACCCAUAGUGCACAAAGGUCGAAGGGGAACAUUGUUGACUUAUUCAUAGCUGGUGGCUUCUAUAGCGGUUCAUCCAGGGUUUAUACGGACAGAGAUUUAAUAUAGGUCCAGAAUAAACACACAAAAAGCACCUUGUAAAUGUUGCACGGACCAGGUACAAUACGUUAGAAGAUAAUAUCUCUGGAGAAAGGGGCCAGUUGGGAGGAAUUGGAUAGUGAUAAAAAAUACAAGCGCAACAGGUAG